GACGAAGAAACUCUCUCAACCCAUCACACCAAAACCAUAUAUUAUAUAUAUUAUAUAGUAUAGAUUCGUUCAGAUUCUCUCUUUUCAACGUAAAAAACUUCUUCAAAGAAACUCAGAAAGAAAGAUCAAUCAUAUUGAAAAAUUCCAAUUUCAGAUUUCCCAUCUCUCUCUCUCUCUCUCUCUGUGUGACCAUUUUCAUGUAGUUUCUUCAGGAGGAACCUGAGUUUGACGUGUAGUUCUCAGAGACAAGAGAGGAAGUGUGAGAGCUGAGCAAAAAGGUCCAGUUUGAUGAUCUGGGUGGUUCUGAAAAGGGUCAAAUUUUGAAGAUUUAGGGCGGUUUGGAUCGAACAUUUUAUUGGGUUAAGAUCAGAAAUGGGGUUGGAUUACUACAACGUAUUGAAAGUGAACAGGAAUGCCACCGAUGAUGAUCUCAAGAAGGCUUAUAGGAGAUUGGCAAUGAAAUGGCAUCCUGACAAGAACCCCACAAACAAGAAAGACGCCGAAGCCAAAUUCAAGCAGAUCUCCGAAGCCUAUGAGGUAUUGAGUGACCCGCAGAAGAAGGCUAUCUAUGAUCAAUAUGGUGAGGAAGGGUUGAAAGAUAUGCCACCAUCUGGCAGUGGUGGGUUCCCAUUUGGAAAUGGCAGUGGGGGGAAUGGGUUCAACCCCAGGAAUGCAGAGGACAUUUUUGCGGAAUUCUUUGGAAGUAGCCCGUUUGGAUUCGGUUCAGCAGGACCUGGGAGAUCUACGAGGUUCCAGUCAGAUGGAUCGGGGAUGUUUGGCGGAUUCGGUGGGAGCGAAAAUAUGUUUCGAACUUAUAGCGAGGGCAGCAUGCCAAAGAAACCACCACCUGUGGAGAGCAAACUGCCGUGCAGCCUUGUGGAGCUGUACUCUGGAUCAACAAGGAAAAUGAAGAUUUCAAGGACUCUGGUUAAUGCCAAUGGACGACAAGUGCCAGAAACAGAGAUAUUAACCAUUGAUGUGAAGCCUGGAUGGAAGAAAGGAACCAAAAUUACUUUCCCAGACAAAGGGAAUGAACAAUCUAACCAGCUCCCAGCAGACCUUGUGUUUGUGAUUGAUGAGAAACCCCAUGAUGUUUACAAAAGAGAUGGCAAUGACCUGAUUGUGAACCAAAGAGUGUCAUUAGCGGAGGCAUUGGGAGGGACGACGGUGAAUCUAACGACGCUCGAUGGCCGUAGUCUAUCAAUUCCGGUGACCGACAUUGUGAGCCCCGGUUAUGAGCUGGCUGUUGCCAGAGAGGGAAUGCCAAUAGUAAAAGAGCCCGGCAAUAGGGGUGAUUUAAGGAUCAAAUUCGAGGUGAAGUUCCCUACCAGAUUGACACCUGAGCAAAAAGCAGGACUUAAGCGUGCUUUGGGGGGUUGAGGAGGUGAUCUUCUUCUUCUGUGUGUUUUCCACUAGCUUGGGUGUCAAGGAAGCCCCACUCAAAAACUAAAGCUGCAUUCUGCUGAAUAUACCAAACUGUGGUGUUCCAACACUGGGAGAGAUGCCACCAGCAUGUUGAGAAAUGAUGUUCCCAAAUAGGUUUCUUCUGUAGUAGUUUACUGAUUAUACCCAACACUUCCCCUAUAGUUCUAUGUUUUUUUCUUUGCCUUAUGAUGAAUCCUCCAAUAAUUUUUCAUCUAACUGAUCUAUAUCAUUUAUCA
Alnus glutinosa is the source of this 1661-nucleotide messenger RNA. RefSeq lists its product as uncharacterized. The transcript is spliced from 3 exons. Bases 373 to 1380 code for a protein of 335 amino acids. The record is from RefSeq and is a predicted model, not a curated record. Gene Ontology annotation, molecular function: protein-folding chaperone binding. Lineage: Eukaryota; Viridiplantae; Streptophyta; Magnoliopsida; Fagales; Betulaceae. Gene Ontology annotation, cellular component: cytosol.